CCUGCAGCCAGCAAGUUCUUUCCCCUGUCAUUUCUAAGCAGCAUCUUCUCCACUUGCAGUUACUAUGUGGGCAAGCUGCUGCAACUGGUUGUGUCUGGAUGGCUCCCCCGAGGAGAUGCAGCCGGGAGCCAGGGCCCAGGCCUACUCCAACCCGGGCUACAGCUCCUACCCAUCCCCCACCGGCGCCGAGCAGAGCUGCAAGGCCUGCGGGCUGCACUUCGACAGCUCCUCCAGCAAGCACAUCUGCUUGGACUGCAAGAAGAACUUUUGUACCUCCUGCUCGAGCCAGCCCGAAGGUGGCCCUCUGCUCUGCCACCUCUGCCGGCGUUUCCGAGCCACGGCCUUCCAGCGGGAGGAGCUGCUGAGGAUGAAGGUGAAGGAGCUGCGAGACUACCUGGCCCUGCGGGAGAUCUCCACCGAGCUGUGCCGCGAGAAGGAGGACCUGGUGCUCCUCAUCCUGGACCUGCAGCCUGUCAUCACCCAGGAAGAUCAGAUAAGAACAAACCCAUUCUCUCCCAGUGCCUCUGGACAGCAGGGCUUUGUGAUUCUCCCACCGAGAGGCACAGCCUCUCCUACCUCACACGGUGCAGCUCCGCUGUCUGCAGACCCCACCUCGAGGGCAGGAGCUCAGGAGCAGGAAGAUGGUUUUGUGCCUCCAGGCCUCGUGGGUAUGGCAGGAGUGGAGAAUGCAGCAGAAGCACCAGCAGAGGAGGAGGCACAGUCAACUGACUCAGAAGACAACCUGGUGCAGGGCAGGAAGGCUUCUCUGUCCGACCUGAGCAGCAUCACCGACAUCAACGCCCUGUCUGUGCGGCAGCUGAAGGAGAUCCUCGCUCGCAACUUCGUCAACUACAAAGGCUGCUGUGAGAAGUGGGAGCUGCUGGAGAGGGUCACUCGGCUGUACAGGGAGAAGGACCUCCAGCACCUGGUUUCUGACACUGAUGAUCAAACUGGUGCUGCUGGGCUCCCUGGUGUGGAGGAGAACCUGUGCAAGAUCUGCAUGGAUGCAGCCAUCGACUGUGUGCUGCUGGAGUGCGGGCACAUGGUGACGUGCACCAAGUGCGGGAAGCGGAUGAGCGAGUGCCCCGUCUGCAGGCAGUACGUCGUCAGGGCUGUCCACGUCUUCAGGUCCUAGGGGGGCCUCAGGAGGACUGCUGAUGCCUUAAAGCCUCAUCUGCUCUUAGGGACAUGGUCAAUGUUGCUACAGUUAGGUCAGAGAUAGGCACAUGGACCCCCCUGAAGCUGGAAGUGAGGGAAGGCGAAGCCUGGGAGGGUUGCUCUCCCUCCAGCCUCGCCUGGCUGUGCUCUUCUCUCAGCAGUGCUUUACACCACAGUGCCUGGACUCCUUGGAGCAGCCUGCCAGCAGCAGACAGCCCACACUCCAGAGGAACCUGAGCCACCAGUGCUGGGGGCAGACUGGCUGCUCCACUCUCCACCACAAAGGCCUCGUUCAAAGGCUCUGUUGUCCCUCCAGUAAUAAACAGAAGCAGGCUGGGGGCUCGGGAUGUGGCCUUGGGUUUGCUGCUUGGGCCUUGCCGCCAGCAACUUCGUUCUCCCAAGACUGAAUUGUGCUUCUUAAUGUUAGUGUUGUUAAUUUAAUGUCAAAUUCCUCUGCUUGCAGGCCAGGCAGCCAGCCUCCCCUUCCCAUAUCAGAGUAAGUGUGACCCUAGAGCAGCUGGCAUUUGAUUUGCAGCGCUGAGAAAUGUCAGUGCCCCACGGAGCCUCAGCUGCUCUGCUGCUUGCUUGAUGUGCCAGGGAGAGGGAGGUUGCUCCUCUGGCAGCUCUUGGUUCUUUGGACUUCAGGGGCUGUGAACUGCCCUCCCUUAAGGAGCUGCAAGUCUUUGAGAGGCUUCAGUGAGGAAAACAAACAGCUGAAGAGAAGCAAAGGAGGAUUCCAUUGCUGCACAAUCACACUGAAGUGCAGGUGACGUUUAGAGGGGAGAUGAGGCAAGCAAGCCACCUCCCCUGAACUGCUAAGAGACAGUCAGGGCAGAGCCUUUUUCACUCCUCAGCUCCCCACAUCCUCCCCUCUGCUCAGCUUUUCAGCCCUGCUCUGGUCAGGCUGCUCACCAGCAGCAACUGAAUCUGUGCUGUGGCUGUGAGGGGGGCCAGGGGGUGCUGUGGUCAGCUGUGACAAGGACAAGCCCCUGCAGCUGGCCUGCCCAGCACCUUCAGUUGGGCACCUCUCAGUGUGACUGGCUGCCAGCACAGCCUCUUUCACAACCUUGAAGCCUUAAGCUUUCAGCACCACACUCAACUGCCUGUGAAGCUCUCCUGCUGCUGCUGGCUUCCCCCUGUGGCUGCCAGCAGAGAAGAGAGUGAAAAGCAGGUGUCCUGUUGGAGCUGCUGGAGCAAGGGGGUGCAGCUACAGCAAGGCCUGGUUAGGGACGUGCUUAGAGAUGUUAACAGCCAUCAGCUUCACCAGGGAACACUGCAGGAGGAGCAACUGCUCCUGGCUGCAACCCACAGAGCCCACAGGGUGAAGAAAUGUGUCCCUCAGGAGGCAGCAGAUACUGACUGGCAAGGUGGGCUCUCAGCUCCACACAAACACAGCAGCUGCUGAGGUUUAUUGAACUAAAAGCUCCAAUCUUUACCUCCUUCCCUGUUCAGGUUGUUCCCUGAUCCUUGGCUUAAGGUUUAGCAGCUUCCAGCCUGAGCAGAGCACAGCUCCAGGUUGAGGCAUGGUUAAUAAACAGGGAGAGGAGGUAAGCAGUGACUGGGUUUGCUCCUCAGGAGGCUCAUGGGGACCUCUGCCAGGGGCACAGCAGUGCAGGUACAAAGUGCUGAAGAGCCUCACUCGAUUCACUGUGAAAAUCCCUUUGUCAGGUUUUGCAAUGAGCUCAGGGCUGGGGAAUUGAGAGGCCCCUCCAGGCCAGAGGUAGCUGUAGAGGGUUGGCUUUGUGCUGCAGCAGGUCACUGCCCAGCAGUGUAGU
Messenger RNA from Dryobates pubescens (Downy woodpecker), 2933 nucleotides. RefSeq names its product ring finger and FYVE like domain containing E3 ubiquitin protein ligase (gene RFFL). Gene Ontology annotation, molecular function: ubiquitin protein ligase activity. Bases 65 to 1135 code for a protein of 356 amino acids. The record is from RefSeq and is a predicted model, not a curated record. Lineage: Eukaryota; Metazoa; Chordata; Aves; Piciformes; Picidae. Gene Ontology annotation, biological process: negative regulation of extrinsic apoptotic signaling pathway via death domain receptors; protein K48-linked ubiquitination; proteasome-mediated ubiquitin-dependent protein catabolic process. The transcript is spliced from 6 exons. Gene Ontology annotation, cellular component: plasma membrane; cytoplasm.